AUGAAAUCAUUGAUGCUCACAAUUUCGCAAAUUUAUUCUCAAUUACCUCUUCUAACAAUCUGUCGACUUCCAUUUAAUGUUUUUCAUGAAGAUCAAAAUCAACAAGACAAAUAUUCAACAACAACAACACUAAUAAUUUUACCAACUAUAUUGCAUACAGCUCAUCUUCGUACAUUGGCUCUUGGUAUGAACACAUCAUCUUUUCUAAAACGUUUACUAGAGUGUAUACCAUUUAUUGGAAAUCUUUCUAUUGGCGUAGAAGAUUCAGCAAUGAAUGAGGGCAAUACGUUUGAUAAACUCCCAUUGGCUACAAUGUCGUUUAAUGCAGCAGACUUAUGUUCACGUGUCAAUGAAUUAUUCCUCUUUGACUCUAUAGACAAUAAUUGUACUUCAGUUGUCGAUAAUUGCAAAAGUUCUAUAAUGUCAUUGGUUCACGGGUCAUUAAUAACAAAAAUUACAAUCGAUGGAGAUGGUCUUGUUAAAGCAGCUGAAUUAAAGUCAACAUUACGAAUGGCUUAUAAUGUAAAUACUCUGGAAAUAUGUGGUGAAACUGGUAUUCUAUUGCAAGCGAUAUUACACAAUACUGAUAAUCUGGGAACUCGUGCCGAUGAUCAAGUAUGA
Messenger RNA from Rotaria socialis, 621 nucleotides. NCBI's taxonomy places the organism in Eukaryota, Metazoa, Rotifera, Eurotatoria, Philodinida, Philodinidae. The record is from the annotation of a GenBank genome assembly.